Molecule: messenger RNA, 465 nt
Organism: Trichophyton rubrum CBS 118892
Lineage: Eukaryota; Fungi; Ascomycota; Eurotiomycetes; Onygenales; Arthrodermataceae
Exons: 1
Coding region: 1-465 (154 amino acids)
Source: RefSeq, a predicted model, not a curated record
AUGAUCGCGUCAAUCAUCAAGACAGUCCAGUUAAGAGCAAUCACUGCAAAGGCUGAUAUCACCUAUGCCAUGGCUCAGCUCGCCAUCUGGUGGACACUGGAGGCAUACCUGGUCAUCAUCGCGACCUCGAUACCCACUCUCAGGCCGAUAAUGACGCCCAACAGGUCUGGAACUAGGCCAAGAGGUAGCUCUAUCAAGAGAUCUACCAUGAUUCACUCCCAUCAGUCUAGCUACGGACACAGUAGACAGUUCGAGCGGAUAGAAGACUCCCAACUUCUAGAGAGCGGCUCCCGGACGAGUACCCCUUACGCCGGUGAUGCUUAUAUCAUGGAAGAAGGACGCAGUCUGGACCGCAAUAACCUGGAAAGACUGGAGGGGAUAGAGAAGACAACGACCAUCGGCGUCACUUAUGCUGAUGCCACCAAGUCCGAUCCCAAGCUGCGACUUGGAGCUGAUUUCCGAUGA